ACUCCCCGCAUUGGGUUCCAGCUGAAAGGGGCUCCGGUCCAGCUCCGGGGGCAGACGGCCCCCCCCACCACAUCUUGUUCUCAUUUUGCACCCCUGACAUCAGCCGCCGCCGGAAUCUCCUUGUUGUGCCUCCAACCCGCGGGAUGGGGGCUUGGGGGGGUGAAGACCUGGUCUCCGCCCCCGCAACAUCUCCCUCUGGGUCAGUAAAGACCUCAGCCCCCAGAACCAGGUGGUAGGGAUCACACCCUAGAAUCAGCCGCAAACUUUGGGGCGGGGGCAGGAGGAAAACCCAGGAGAUUGCGGUCUCCCCUCCUCCCCCCGCAGCCUCCUCCCCACCCCAGCCCCCAAACUCGGAAACCGAACCCAGCUCGCUAACCCGCGGCGGGUGGAGGAGACAGUCCAGGCUCCCGAAGCUCCCCACAUCUGGAGGAUGACGACCCUCCGCUGCCCACAUCUGGAGAGCAUCCAGCUGCAAACCAGCGGGGCACGUCUCCUCUCUUUUCCCGGCCUGGAUCUCAAGCCCCUCACCCCAAGGAGGACUGAGGCUCCUGUGCCGGGAUCCGCGCUCCCUUCGGCAAGGCGGCCGGGAGAUGGGAAGGAAGAAAUGGGGGCGCCCGGCAGAGAGUGGCGGGGGUCCGGGGAGGGCGCCCCCUCUUCUCGCGGCGCAGCUGGAGCCGGAUCUAAGGGGUCAGCAUCGUCCCAGCCCCGCGCCAGCGGCGGCGGGGGAGGGGAGGAGCGGCUCCCGGCGGGUGGGUUUGGGGGGGCGGGGGGCGGCUCCUUCCUCGGCCCGGCGGCUGGCGCACAACCCGAGGGGGUGGGCGGGGAGACCGUGGGGGGCUGUCCCGGGCGGGGGUGGAGGCGGAGAUGCCACCGCCGCCGCCGCCGCGGUGGCUGCCGAUGCCGUAGCUGUCGCCGGCGCCACCGCCUCCUCCUCCGGCCGAGACGCGGAGAGAGCGAGCGAAAGCGGCGGCGAGGAGCCCGGCGCGCGCCGCAGCUGGAUCGUUCACUCCAACUUCAAGCCUUGGCCCCGCCCCUCCCUGGCCGAGCCCGCAACCAAUCGCCGCACGCCGCCGGCUCUGAGCCGCGCGCCCAUUGGACCCCGAAUUGGACAGCAGCCAGAGGGCGGAGCUCAGCUCUGGUCAAGUCUGGAGAAGGCAGGAGGCGCACCAGCGUGCCUCGGGUGCAGAACUGAGACCGAAGUCUCCGUCCUGGGCAAGCGGAAGUGAAAAGAAUUCAGAUGUGUACCAGCGCCAACUCCCCACAAUGACUGUAAUCAUUGUACCACAAAUGGGUAUCAACAGAAAAUUUUUUAAACUAUUUUUAAAAGUCUA
Chinchilla lanigera (long-tailed chinchilla) is the source of this 1331-nucleotide messenger RNA. RefSeq lists its product as uncharacterized. The record is from RefSeq and is a predicted model, not a curated record. The transcript is spliced from 4 exons. The coding region runs from base 431 to 1192 and encodes 253 amino acids. NCBI's taxonomy places the organism in Eukaryota, Metazoa, Chordata, Mammalia, Rodentia, Chinchillidae.